GAGCUUUCGGUAGUUGUGCUCCUUAGAGCAUCAGUCUCUCUACAUCCUUUUCUCUGCCUUUCUUACUCUCAUUUUUUUCCUUUAAUCUCGCUCAUAUAUUUCAAUGCUUGGAAUCUGAGAGAGAGAGAGAGAGAGAGAGAGAGAGAGAGAGAGAGAGAAUCUGUGAUCAUCAGUUGAGUUUACUUGAGUACUAGUAUACCACAUACGUGAGAGCAAACGAAGAGUAAAUUUUGAGAGAAAGAGGGAUGGGAAGGGCUCCUUGUUGUUCUAAAGUUGGGUUGCAUAGAGGUCCCUGGACUCCUAGAGAAGACACAUUGCUUGUCAAGUACAUUCAAGCUCAUGGUGACGGUCACUGGAGAUCACUUCCUAAGAAAGCCGGGCUUCUUAGGUGUGGAAAGAGUUGCAGGCUCAGAUGGAUGAACUAUUUAAGACCAGAUAUAAAGAGAGGGAAUAUAACUCCCGAUGAGGAUGAUCUUAUCAUCAGAUUACAUUCCCUCCUCGGCAAUCGGUGGUCACUCAUUGCCGGCAGGCUUCCUGGUCGAACCGAUAACGAGAUUAAAAAUUACUGGAACACCCAUCUGAGUAAAAGACUUCUAAGCCAAGGGACUGACCCUAACACCCACAAGAAACUAUCAGAGCCCGCAGUUCAACAAGUGAAGAAGAGAAAAAGCAGCAGAGGCAACAGCAACAAGAAGCAGAACAAUAGCAAGGGCAAAGGCGCAAAGGUUGAGCCAGAAAAGCCCAAAGUCCAUCUCCCUAAGCCCGUUAGAGUAACUUCUUUCUCUUUACCAAGAAACGACAGCUUUGACCAAUGUAAUACGUUUAGCACGGUGUCUUCAAGCCAAGGAGGAGAGGGAGGAUUGGGUACAGAGGUUGUACAAGGACCUUGGUCAGAUAAUGUCAACGAUGAUGAAAAUGGGACCGGAUUUCUUGCUGCUUAUGAUGAUCAUGGUUUUGUUAACGGUUCAGAUUUCGAGUGCCAGUCUCAUGUACCAGCAAGUGAUGACGAUAAUUCUCUCGAGAAGCUUUACGAAGAGUAUCUCCAGCUUCUGAAGACAAACGAUGAUCAAGUGCAGUUGGAUUCUUUCGCUGAAUCAUUAUUGAUCUGAGCAAAAGAACAAAAGAGAAAAGUCGGAUGGUCUUUUGUGUGUGCAUGUCAAAUGGUUUAUUGUCUUUUCUCCCAAUAAAGUUGGUUGAAGUUGACUCUUAGCUUUCACGUGCUUACCUUCUAGCCAAAGUACUACGAAAACUGGAACAUUUCGUUAAAUAUCCAAAUAUUAUUAGUUGUGUAAUAUGUGGGGUAGAAGUUUAUAAAUACUACUAUAUAGUUUUGUAAAA
Molecule: messenger RNA, 1338 nt
Organism: Theobroma cacao (cacao)
Lineage: Eukaryota; Viridiplantae; Streptophyta; Magnoliopsida; Malvales; Malvaceae
Product: myb-related protein 308
Source: RefSeq, a predicted model, not a curated record